Molecule: messenger RNA, 1176 nt
Organism: Neurospora hispaniola
Lineage: Eukaryota; Fungi; Ascomycota; Sordariomycetes; Sordariales; Sordariaceae
Product: Di-copper centre-containing protein
Exons: 5
Coding region: 1-1176 (391 amino acids)
Molecular function (GO): oxidoreductase activity
Source: RefSeq, a predicted model, not a curated record
AUGCCGUCGAUGGCUCGAUCACUUUUGUUUUUGGUGCUUGCCGCAUCAUCACUCGUUGGUGCGACUGGAAAAGAUGCUGUCCACAAGCUGCAGCAGACAGGUAAAGCUAACCUCGAGCUCCGGCUUGCCAAGUCCUCAACAUGCACCAAAGAGAACCUUCAGAUUCGACGUGAAUGGGGCGACAUCUCAAAGGCCGAGCGUAGAGAGUACAUCGCUGCUAUGCUGUGUUUGAUGUCUAAGCCUUCUCAACUGGACCAGACGGAGUAUCCUGGAGCCAAAACACGCUAUGAUGACUUCGUCUCUGUUCAUAUGAACCAGACAUUGACCAUCCAUGGGACUGGAAGCUUCCUUGCAUGGCAUCGCUAUUUCACCUGGUCCUUUGAAAGGGCUCUCCGGGAAGAGUGUGGUUACACUGGAUCACAGCCGUACUGGAACUGGGGCAAAUGGGCAUCAGAUCCGGCGAACUCUCCUCUCUUCGACGGCAGCGACACUAGCUUAAGCGGCAACGGUCUCAAAAUUAAUCAUGAAGAUACCGACUACUACCCAGCUGGACCCGGAGGAGGGUGUAUCUACUCCGGUCCAUUCGUCAAUAUGACCGCCCGCCUAGGCCCUCUCUCCCCAAUACUCAAACCUGCUCCCGCCGCCAACCCCCUUCCCAACGGCAUGGGCGACAACCCGCGCUGUGUUCGCCGCGACAUCACCAACUAUCUUUCCUCGCGUUAUACCCGCACCGAAGACAUGGUGACCCUGAUCGCCGACUCCCCCGACAUCCUCACCUUUCAAGACCGCAUGCAGGCUGUGACAGCGCGGCCCUGGGAAGUCGAGGGUACUUACAACCCAGCCGAGCACAACGGGAUGCCGCUCAUGGGCAUCCAUGCUAGCGGACAUCACACCAUUGGCGGCGACCCAGGAGGCGAUUUUUACACCAGUCCUAAUGAUCCGGCGUUUUUUAAUCACCAUGCGGGCAUUGAUCGAACUUGGGCUAUCUGGCAGUGGCUGGACUUGGAGAACCGGACUGAGCAGAUUGCUGGUGGCACGGCCAUGUUUGAUCCGGUGAACAGUCCAAGGCAGACGUUGGAUGAUAUCGUGGAUCUGGGAGUGGUUGGAGAUCAGGUUUGGAGGAUUAGGGACUUGGUCAGUACCGUUGAUGGGCCGUUUUGUUAUACUUAUGAGUAG